UACAGCACAACUGAGCAAAGUGUAAAGUGAGGUUAUAUCCUGCAAUGUUUUCUUUCCGGCUGUUCCGGGCUACAAAAUGCCCCAUUCGCCCCCUUCAUACAUAUCUCCGCAUCUCUGACCUUAAGGGAUGCAAGGAGGGUGACAAUGUGACGAUAAAAGGAUGGGUCAACAACACCCGGAAAAUGAAGAAAACCUCCUUCGUGGACAUUGUCGAUGGCUCAUGUGCCUCUGCACUGCAAGUAGUCCUCGGGAAGAAUCUUUCUGACUCAGUAGAUGUGGUUUUUGGCAGUUCAGUUGAGGUUUCGGGGGUAAUUGGGAGUACACCAAAAAAGCAAUUGGAGCUUCGAGCCGAAGAUUACCGUGUCAUUGGGAAUUGUCCGGCUGAAGGAUUCCCCUUUGCCGCUAGGCAUUCCUACAAUUCAGACUAUGUCCGAGAACAUCUCCAUCUUCGCUCCCGGAUAGCUCCCUUUGCCGCUAUGCUUCGUGUGAGAAAUGCUGCCCAGCGAGCUAUUGUCGAUUUCCUGCACACGGAAGGAUUCCUCCAGAUUCACACCCCAAUUCUCACCGCAAGUGACUGUGAGGGAGCUGGAGAGGUGUUCAGGGUCCGUCCAGACAGCCAGGAAUUGCUGAAAGGGAUGCAAAAGGAAGAGAUUCCACUCGAAGAAGCAUUUUUCGAUUGCCGGACAUACCUCAGCGUCUCAGGGCAGCUUCACCUAGAAGCCAUGGCUCAUGGUAUUGGGAAUUGUUUCACAUUUGGCCCGACAUUUCGAGCUGAAAACAACAAAUCGCCCAUUCACCUCUCAGAAUUCUACAUGCUGGAAGUUGAACAAGUCUUCACAUCUUCCCUCAGCGACUGCAUCCUUCUCAUUUCCAGGAUGGUGAGAAGCGUGACAGAAAAGCUCCUUGACACCUGCUCGGAUGAUAUUUCCGUCUGCCAUGGAGAAUCCAAAGGAAAUCUCUUUGAGUGGCUUGGGGAUUCUAAGGAAUUCCCCAUUCUCACUUUCCAGGAAGCCGUGGAGAUCUUACAGAGAAAUUCUGAUCGCCUCAAGGUGCCAAUUGAUCCCAAGGAGGGUCUAAUGAAGAGCCAUGAACUCUUCCUCACAGAUUUUUGCUGCUCUCCUGUGUUCAUCGUUGACUGGCCUGCUGCCCUCAAACCCUUCUACAUGCGCCCCACUGAUCACAAUCCCGCCCUCGUGAGUGCCCUGGAUUUCCUGGUGCCGAGAAUUGGGGAACUGAUCGGAGGCAGCCUCAGGGAAAAUGACUAUGAACGUUUAAAGGAGAAAAUUCCAGCAGGAAGUGAAUGGUACUUGAACCUAAGACGCUUCGGAGGAAUCCCAACGGCGGGCUUUGGAAUGGGCUUUGAACGCUAUCUGCAGUACCUCCUCAACGUCCACAACAUUAGGGACGUUAUUCCCUUCCCCAGAUGGCCACACAGUUGCUCUCUCUAAUUUUUUAGAGAUUUUUAUUUAGCGAUCAAUAAAAUUUAAGAAACAAAAACUUGAAA
Messenger RNA from Phlebotomus papatasi, 1504 nucleotides. RefSeq names its product probable asparagine--tRNA ligase, mitochondrial (gene AsnRS-m). Gene Ontology annotation, biological process: asparaginyl-tRNA aminoacylation. Gene Ontology annotation, molecular function: asparagine-tRNA ligase activity; ATP binding; nucleic acid binding. The coding region runs from base 45 to 1448 and encodes 467 amino acids. Lineage: Eukaryota; Metazoa; Arthropoda; Insecta; Diptera; Psychodidae. The transcript is spliced from 2 exons. The record is from RefSeq and is a predicted model, not a curated record. Gene Ontology annotation, cellular component: mitochondrion.